This is a messenger RNA of Botrytis sinoallii, 5622 nucleotides long. RefSeq lists its product as uncharacterized. The record is from RefSeq and is a predicted model, not a curated record. The transcript has 8 exons. Gene Ontology annotation, molecular function: ATP binding; ABC-type transporter activity; ATP hydrolysis activity. Gene Ontology annotation, biological process: transmembrane transport. Gene Ontology annotation, cellular component: membrane. NCBI's taxonomy places the organism in Eukaryota, Fungi, Ascomycota, Leotiomycetes, Helotiales, Sclerotiniaceae. Bases 1 to 4218 code for a protein of 1405 amino acids.
AUGUCAAGUAACACUUCCAGUCUUAAUAUCUCUGUCAAUGACUUCGGUUCAGCCAAGUCUGUGGGAUUUGACUUUACUCCACUAUUCGAAGAUGUAAUUCUCUCAAUUGUGCCGUCAGUCAUCUUACUUUUCUUACUCCCGAUUCGAAUAUGGAUGCUUCGUGGUCAACCUCGAAAAGUUAGUUCGAGCUUUUUGCAUAGCAAUAAAUUGCUGUUCUUAGGAGUUUUCACAAUCAUGCAAACGGCUUAUUUAGUUAUGAAUGCCACAACGUCAACAUUGAAGACACGUGCAACAAUACCUGCUGCAGCUCUUCUACUUGUAGAUGCCCUCGGCUUGUUUGCUUUAUCACAUAUUGAGCAUCUCCACUCUGUCAGGCCGUCUGCUCUCAUCAAUGUAUGGCUUUUGCUCACGUUGCCUUUCGAUAUGGCGAGGGCAAGGUCACUUUGGUUAGUUCAUGCAAAUAAUCCAACUGCUGCAGUAUUCACUAGUGGUCUUGGCGUUAAAAUUAUGGUCAUCAUCGCCGAAGCGGUGGAAAAGCGUCACAUUCUACUUGACAGAUAUCGAAACGCAUCACCAGAGACUACUAGUGGUAUUUAUAGUCGCAGCUUCUUUUGGUGGUUGAAUACCCUCAUGACCACGGGUUUCCAACGGGUUAUAAAAAACGAAGACCUAUAUCCCAUUGGUGAGGAAAUGAGCUCACAUUACUUGUACUCCCGAGCAAGGAGCACAUGGGAUGCAAGCAAUCAAACCGGAUCUUAUUCUUUGCUUUGGUCAACCUUGAAAGCCACACGUGGAGCAUUUGCUCUUGGGAUUGUACCACGACUUUGCACAACUGGUUUCAAAUAUGCACAACCUUUCUUACUAGAAAGAACCGUUGGUUUCGCGAACGACGAAACCCAGCCUGAUAGUAUAGGAUGGAGUUUGACUGGAGCAUUCGGCCUUGUCUUCCUAGGUUUGGCUGUCUUUAAUGGAGCCUAUUACCACAUGGCAUAUCGUUUCAACACGGCUGUACGCGGCACAAUUUGUGAAGGAUUCACAAAUAUACACGAACUUUGGGCUGUUCCUAUAGAACUAGGCAUCGCAAUGUAUUUGCUUUAUCGACAACUUGGUUUGCCUUUCUUGGCUCCUUUCUCCAUUGCCUUGUUGUGCACAGCAGGCAUUCUUCUUAUGGCAAAUUGGAUGGGCAACGCACAAAAGAUUUGGAUCAGAGGUAUCCAAACGCGCAUCGAUAUAACAACUUCUAUGCUAGGGUCUAUGAAGGCUGUAAAAAUGUUAGGAUUUACCGACUCUAUCACUACCAUGGUUCAAUCUCUUCGUGUGAAAGAAGUAUACCUUUCUCAAUUAUUCAGAAGGCUUCUGUGUGGUCGUGUUUUCCUAGCAAACAGCACUGGUAUCAUAGCGCCGCUAGUUACAUUCACAGUAUUUGUGAUUUCAGCCAAUGUUAGCGGUCGUACAUUGAGUACCUCGACAGCGUACACCUCGCUAUCUCUUAUUGCCCUCUUGGCAGACCCAAUGAAUACCCUGGUGAGGACAAUACCUCAAAUUAAUUCUGCUGUUGCUUGUUUUGAAAGAAUUCAAACUUUCAUGUUAUCGGAUGCACGAAAAGACCACCGUUUGCCAUUGGUAGGAUCUCAAUCAUCAGACGCUACCAGCGAUUCGAGUCAAGGUAUCGAGUUGAAAGAUAUGUCAACUGUGAUUAAUCCUUCAGCAAUGAUCAUUGCCCAGAAUGCUAGCUUUGCUUGGAGUCAGGACGCUCUUCCUGUGAUAAAUGACUUCAGCUUUACCCUACCAUGUUCUCAAUCACUUUUCAUCAUUGGUCCGGUAGGCUGCGGAAAGAGCACUCUACUCAAAGGAUUACUUGGUGAAACUCCUUCGUCAAAGGGCUUCAUCUUUGCCAAGACCGCUAGAACGGCGUAUGUUGAACAAAGUCCAUGGAUUCAGAAUGGGACCAUCCAAGACAACAUUUUAGGUCCAUCAAUCUUUGACUCGCCUUGGUAUGAUCAGGUUGUUCGAGCUUGCGCUUUGGAACAUGACAUCGCGAUCUUGCCUAAUGGAAGUGCUACUCGUGUGGGAAGUGGAGGUAUCUCACUAAGCGGCGGUCAAAAACAACGACUAGCACUUGCAAGAGCCGUUUACGCCAAAAACGAGUUUAUCAUUCUUGACGACGUAUUUUCUGGGCUUGAUCCAGAAACAGAAGAGCAAGUUUUCAAAAGACUUUUUGGAAAACAAGGACUCUUUCAAGAAAUGGGAACCACUAUAAUUCUUGUCACUCAUGCAGUCCACAGAUUAGCAUAUUCAGAUUACAUCAUCGCAUUGGAUCAAUCAAGCCAGAUCAUCGAACAGGGUACCUUUGAUUACUUAAAGACUAGUGGCGGCUAUGUAGAGAAUUUGGAUGCUCGGCAUAGAUCAGAGGAACGUGACUCUGAAGAAGUUGAUGCAAAGGCGACGACCCAGAAACAAAGUCCAUUCGCAAUUGUCGAAAAUGAUGAUCUCACGAAUGAAGUAGCAGAUUUGAAUCGACAAACUGGGGAUGCUUCAGUAUACCAAUAUUAUUUUGCCUCCAUCGGAUGGGUACCGACUGGAGUCUUUUUCCUUCUUGUCUUGAUAUUUGGAGCAGCAUCGAAAUUACCGGAAAUUGCUUUAACUUACUGGACUCGAGCUGUCGCUGUUGAAGGUAAUAAAGCAAACCCAUACUGGCUUGGAAUAUAUGGAAUGCUAUCUGCUAUUGCCAUGAUUGGAUUCGUGGCAAGCAUUUCCCAUUUGAUGUUAUAUAUGAUGCCGAAAAGUGCAAAAGUCCUUCACCAAAGAUUGUUGGAUUCCGUGAUGGGAGCGCCUCUUUCUUUCUUCACCGCCACAGACACUGGGACAACUACGAAUAGAUUCAGUCAAGACAUGUCUAUAAUUGACGGAGACCUUCCCUAUGCAUUGGUUGAUCUCUCAUUGUCCAUUGUGCAAGCAUCAAUGGGAGCUAUUCUAAUGUCUCUAUCCGCGGGGUAUUUUGCUGCAACUAUUCCGGUCAUCGUGCUGCAAAAAUUCUAUCUCAGGACAUCUCGGCAAAUGCGUCUCUUAGACCUCGAAGCAAAAUCCCCUUUGUACUCCCAUUUUAUCGAAACCCUUAGUGGUCUAACUACCAUCCGAGCUUUCGGUUGGACCGAAAAGUUUCGCGAGCAAAAUCUUGCGUUUUUAGACACAUCUCAGAAGCCCUAUUACCUCCUAUUCUGUAUUCAACGCUGGUUGGGUCUUGUCCUUGAUCUUCUCGUUACAGCCCUUGCAGUAAUUCUCAUGGUGCUUAUUGUCAAACUUCGCACCGAUAUUAGUCCGGGCUAUGUUGGUCUUGCUCUGCUGAACGUUAUGACUUUCAACCAAUCACUUACUCUAAUUAUCAAGGAAUGGACCCUUAUGGAGACAGCCGUUGGGGCAGUCUCUCGUCUCAAAAGUUUCGCUGCAACAACUGUAAGCGAGAACUUACCAUCCGAAGUCGAAUCUGUGCCAGAAAAUUGGCCAGCAUUCGGAGCCAUCGAAUUCAAAAACGUAAAAGCGUCCUACACCUCGACAUCCGUCCCUGUAAUCCAUGAUCUCAACCUUUCUAUAAAACCUGGAGAGAAAAUCGGAAUCUGUGGUAGAAGUGGAAGUGGUAAAAGUUCUCUCAUCGCAGCGCUCUUUCGCAUGUUGGAACUUCAUCCUGGAAGUUCGAUUCUUAUUGAUGGUAUAGAUAUUAGCGCAAUCCCUCGACAAACAGUACGGGCACGCUUGAAUGCUGUUCCUCAGGAUCCCUUUUUCCUACGCAGUACUAUCCGCACAAAUGCCGAUCCGUAUAAUGUUCACACUGACCUUCAAAUAAUCUCCGCGCUGAAAAAAGUACAACUCUGGUCUCUUAUUUCGUCUAAAGGAGGAUUAGACGCGCAACUUGAUACCGAAUUCUUCUCACACGGCCAACGGCAAUUAUUCUGUCUAGCGAGAGCCAUUCUAAGAGGAGGAAGAAUUAUUGUGUUGGAUGAAGCGACGAGCAGUGUGGAUAGCGAAACGGAUAAAUUGAUGCAGAGGGUUAUUAGGGAGGUCUUUGAGGGGUGUACGAUUCUGGCUGUUGCGCAUCGAUUGGAUACAAUUGCGGAUUUUGACCGCAUUGUAUUGUUGGGGAAGGGAGAGGUGGUAGAAAGUGGACAAUUUGGGGAGUUAAUGGAGAGGGAGGGCGCGUUUAGGGAAUUGUAUGAUUCAUGAUUUGGAGGAGGGAGCGAUUUCAUGACUUUAGUCGACCGGGUCUAUCGCCGCUAGAGAUAUGAUAGUUAGAGGUUGGUUAGGGAGGCGAACAGGUAAGAAUUCCCGACGUGGGAUUUCAAACAGUUAGAUACGUCACCUCCACCCGAUGGAACGUCCAUACUCGGAAAUCGUUAUCAGUGGUUUCGGGAGGCUUCGGAUAAGGCGCAAUUUAGAAAGUAAUUAUGCUUUGUACAUUAAAUUGCUUAUGACUUGCAUACAUACGGCAGGAACAGCUCUAUGUGAUGGACUCUGAAGACUACGGUUGAGGCGUUAUGCAGAGGAAAUCAUCCGUUGGAUUCGUCACCGAAUUGUUAAUAUCAUGAUCAUCGUCGGUGUCUUAUCAGUGAAGUUGUAUAUGAAGUUGUACGGAGUACAUAUGUGAAUUGCAAGAACACCGAUAGCCUGAUAAUUUAUGAGAUGGUAUUAGGGAUCCGCAUUCGUCAAGUCUUCCAAUGAAUUUAGUGUAUUGUUGAUUUCAAAAUUUAAGAGAGAUUAGAACACCGAUAAACAAGUCUGAGUGCCAAUCAGAAGCGAGAAAUGAAGGGGCUUGAUUUUCGAGUCUUUGAUAGAGAUUAAAAGCAUCUCCUCUUAAUCUGAAAAGCAAUAAUUAAUUCAAAUUGAUUUCAAUGAAAUUGUAAAGCCUCAUUAUUUGACAUUACAGUAUUUAAUUCUCAUUGAAAGACUUCGAAGAAUUCUUCAACUGUAAAAUGAGGUACAGAAUGCGCGUUGGUGUCAAAUCUCGACGUCGUUUCAUAUCCAUGCAAAUGCGAUAGUUGAUUGUUAGGAUUGUUAGGCGAUGAGGUUUGGUAUUUACAAAAUUGUUUCCUUAAAUAUCUGUGCGGGUUGAUAUCUGAUAUCAAUGAGGGCCCUGCUGUUUCGAUAAAGUUUGAUAGAUUAGAUAGGCAUAAUAAUGUAGGUCGGUCUCGCCGAAUUCUGCGUGGGGAGCAUUGCUGAUCCAGUCUGUUAUCAGUGUUUGCCCGUUAAGUGGCUCGAGUGGAUACGAGGUUUGAGUUGGGGAAGAGACGAAGAAGCUCCACUGAUAGAUAAUGGCGGGUUGAGAAGAGAGAGGGUGGCUGCUUUUGAUGGUGCCUAAGAGACCAAGAGCUUAUCAAGAAUUAGUUUUUCUGGGUCCAAGAUGCUAGUUCUCAAGUGGUUAAUCGAGUAAUUAAAAGUGGACUUUCUGGGGAAAUUCAUUGGUAGUCGGUCUUCCAAGUAGUCUGGAUUGAAGGCCGAGAUGAAUCUUGGCCCGUUGGAUUUUGCUUGGAGAGGGGGAUUCUUGGAAUGAGGUUACGAACUAUUGAUCACGAGAUUAGCUUGAGUGCUGUGCGGAUGUAUAGCCAAUGGAAAAUAUCCAAUUUUGCCUGC